Messenger RNA from Paramacrobiotus metropolitanus, 1468 nucleotides. Its product is annotated as zinc finger protein 431-like. Gene Ontology annotation, molecular function: DNA-binding transcription factor activity, RNA polymerase II-specific; RNA polymerase II cis-regulatory region sequence-specific DNA binding. Lineage: Eukaryota; Metazoa; Tardigrada; Eutardigrada; Parachela; Macrobiotidae. The transcript has 5 exons. Bases 289 to 1128 code for a protein of 279 amino acids. The record is from RefSeq and is a predicted model, not a curated record. Gene Ontology annotation, biological process: regulation of DNA-templated transcription.
CACUGGUAUACAUGCGGCAUAUUACGCGCCAAUAACGAUCAGAAAAGCCGGCUACGAUUCCAGCCAGUAAAAAACAGUGCUGUAAUCAUUGGGUCCUUGGUUGUACGCGGCCGCACCAAUUCCCAUUUACUAGCGGCAGUUGUAUUUAUUGUGCGCAUUGGCCGUUCAGUAUACCAUUUCGCCGGCAUCCGCUGUUGCUGGCAGCUCCUCAGGAAUCAACAGCCGCGUGCGUUUUCUACACGCUUGGGGAAUCUGGGAUUGACUGGGAUACGAGUAUUCACACUUCGAAUGCCGACGUCCACCGGCCGACUCAAGUGGCCUGAUGUGAUAGAGCUGUCGUCUGGACGGAGAGUGUUGUGCGAACGUUGGACGACCGGCGCUGCUAGCUUAAAAAGAUUGUGGGACCUAUCUUGCGCUUGUUUUUUAUGCCCCAAGAAAUUUUCCCAGGCUAACGUCCUGAAGGCCCACAUAAACGCGCAUCUUGGACGCCGCGAUUACGUCUGUCCGGUCUGCUCAAAAGCGUUCGUUCAGUCCGCCCAUUUGCGGACUCAUCAAAAUACGCAUUUGAAGAACAAAAAUCACCAAUGCUCACAAUGCUUGAGCAAGUUUUCCUCGAAAGCUGCUCGGGAUCGUCAUGAGCAUAGGCAUACCGGCGUCAAACCGUAUCCUUGUCAGUUCUGUCAGAAGUCUUUCUCCCGUCGGGAAAGUCAAAUACAACACAGAUGUCUGCAACGCCGAAAUAUUGGGAGUACUGCGCGUAAGCGUACGAAAUCGAAGAAUAGGCGAAGCUUUUUGCAAUCUAAUAGUGGAGGGGUGCGUUGCCACACAGCUGCAGUUGGAUGCCAAAUUAAAACUGAAAUUGAGCCCGGCGACCCCGAAAUGCCCGGACCACUUCCGGUGGUUUGUCCGCCUGAAGAUGAUCAGGCCAACGAGGCGGUUAUUGCAAAUCCUGUGAAACAGGAAGAGGAAGAGGUAACCACUGAAUACGACGAGAAUGUCACCGAACAGGUUCUAAAUGGCCUGAUUAAGCAGGAGCAGAAUGAUUUCGAGCCGUUUGAGGCUGGCGAUCCAAUGGAUUUUGUUUGGGAUGAGCAAGGCUUUUUGAACAUGCUGGACCUGCUGUAUUAGGCAUGGUCAGUUGCGCUUGUGCGUUGUUGUGCACGUGCAUUGUUUGCGGAUCGCAAUGGAGUGACUGAAAUGUUGGAAUCACAACGCCGGAAGUGUUGUUCGCACAAUGCUGAAGGUGGUUGUAAUUAUGAUUCGAGGAAUGUGAUAGAGAAAGGUUUUGCUUUUUGUACGCAGUUGAUGGUAUUAUUUGAUUUUGUUAUACGUUGCUCCCUUUUCUACGGUAGAAACUUUUACUUGUUGGCUUUGCAUUUUUUUGUUGUGCUGCACGGAAUUGGUUUUUCUCCAGUACUGUAUGUACCAAUGAUUGCAAAAUCCGUGGUAAACAGUUAUGACACGUCGA